AUGAAUCCAUUGAAACGCCGCCGUUUACUAUUUAGUAAAGCAAAACUAAAAGCCGUUAGUAGAACAUCAGCAUUACUUUCCGGUUUUGCAAUGGUUAGUGGUCGGUCAGUGGCUAUGGUAGAAGUCUCGUUGGAUGAUCAUAAAAAUUCAAAGUCAAACGUAUCAAAUCCAUUAUUAAUUGUUUAUUCAAUUGUUACAUGUUUAUUAGUUGGUGUUCAUCUUUUAGCAUUAAUGAUAAGCACUUGUAUUUUACCACAAUUGGAAGCAGACAGUAUUAUAGGCUCCGAAGAAUCAUCGCAUGAAACAAUGCAUAUUUAUAUUGAACUUGCUUGGAUCUUAAGUACUGGACUUGGAAUAUUUUUAUUUCUUGUGGAAAUUUCACUUGUAUGUUGGGUGAAAUUUUUCUUCGUCACUCGUAUGGCUGCCAUUGCCACAACGAUUGUGAUUAUUCCCAUCAUUAUUAUAUUUUGUGUAUUUUCUCUACAUUUUUAUCGACGUUUAGUAUCAUUUAAAUUAAGUCGACAUCAGGAUGAAUUGAAUGAAAUUGAAAAUUCGCUAUCAAUUCGAAAAUUGGCAUCAAAUAAUGAUUGUUAUAACUCAGCCAUACAACAGAGUGAAAAAGCCAUUUAUUACGUAAACCGUGCACUAUGUUAUAUUAAAUUAAAACAAUGGGAUAAAGUAUAUCUUGAUUCUCGUCAUGCUUUGGAUCUUGAUUCGACGUAUAUCAAAGCUAACUGUUAUCUUGGCCAAUAUUAUUUGGAACAACAACGGUACGAUGAGGCAAUCUAUUAUUUUAAAUAUUCAUUAGACUUAUGUAAACUACAAAAUAAAAAUUUUGGUGAUGAAAUUAAUCGCCUAUUACGUAUUGCACAAAAAAAUCGCUUUCUUCUAAUUGAAAAUAAACGUAUUGAUUGUGAAAUUGAAUUACAAACUUAUUUGAAAACAUUAAUUAUGAAUGAUAAAGAGAAGAGAAUUCAACAAAGAAUUGAAAAUUAUAUUCAUGAUAAAGAGCAAGAAAAAAAGGGUGAAAGUAUCAAUGAGAAUAAUUCGAAUGAAAAUACUAAACACUAUGUUAUUAAUGUGACACCAAGAGAAAAGACAAUGGUAUCAGAGUCAAUGGACACAACAAAUAGACUAUCGAACAAUGGUGGAAAUAGUAGUGAUUUACCGUUAUCUAAACAAUAUUUAUCAAAAGCGAUUGGUCAUCAUAAUACUGAAAUAUCAACAACCCUAGGAACAUUGACGAGUGGUACUGGAACUGCGGUUACCGGUGCUACAACAACCACAACAGCAGCAUCACAAACAAUAGGAUCAAAUAUAAUUGAUCAUCAGUUAGAAGAAGAUUUAAAAGAUAUUGAACGAGUAUGUGAUAAAUCAUUAAGUGAAAUGAAUCGAUUAUUCAAUGAAUUAGAUCAACGAAGACAAAAACGAGAAAUACCGGAAUAUUUAACGUGUAAAUUAUGUUAUGACAUAAUGCGUGAUCCAGUGAUAACGCCUUAUGGCAUAACUUAUUGUCGAGGAUGUAUCGAAGAAAAUUUAUUUAAAGUGAAUCAUAUGGAUCCGAUUGUCAACAAGCCAUUGGUUGUUGAACAAUUGAUUAACAAUUUAGUAUUGAAAGAAAUUGUCGAAAAGUUUAUUAAAGAUAACGAUUGGGUAGAUGCUGAGUUGUUCUAA
Didymodactylos carnosus is the source of this 1674-nucleotide messenger RNA. The record is from the annotation of a GenBank genome assembly. Lineage: Eukaryota; Metazoa; Rotifera; Eurotatoria; Philodinida; Philodinidae.